Neltuma alba is the source of this 1859-nucleotide messenger RNA. Its product is annotated as AAA-ATPase At4g25835-like. Lineage: Eukaryota; Viridiplantae; Streptophyta; Magnoliopsida; Fabales; Fabaceae. The coding region runs from base 91 to 1701 and encodes 536 amino acids. The record is from RefSeq and is a predicted model, not a curated record. Gene Ontology annotation, molecular function: ATP binding; ATP hydrolysis activity. The transcript has a single exon.
ACAGACAAAAUCUCAGUCCAGUAGCUUCCAUUAUCCAGCCAAGAAGACAAACACUGAAAGACCGAUACAGAGAAGAAAAACAGAGCAAAAAUGGAGAUAUUGUCACAAUUGUGGUCGUUGUUAGGCUUGCUCACCGUACUUCAGAAUGUCUUACCGUCACAGCUACUCUCUCUCCUCCAUUCCUCCUACGAGACUCUCACGGAUUUUCUCUCCCCACACUCUUACUUCGAAAUCCCCGAGUUCAAUGGCUACUGUGGCGUCGACCUCAAUGAUUUGUACCGCCAUGUUCACCUCUACCUCAACUCCGUCAACCACUCCGCCGCAGCCGGUUGCCGCCGCCUCACCCUUUCUCGGUCUAAGUCCUCCAAUCGCAUUUCCUAUACCGUCGCCCCCAAUCAGACUAUUCACGACACCUUUGAAGGCCACCGUCUCUCCUGGACUCACCACGUCGAGACGGUGCAGGACUCACUGGAGGAGAAGCGGAGCUUCACUCUGCGGCUGCCGAAGCGCCAGCGUCAGACCCUUCUCUCGGCCUACCUCAGUCACGUGACCGCACGUGCGGAGGAGUUCGAGCGAGUCUCGAGAGAGAGGAGGCUAUUCACCAACAAUGGAAACGGAUCAUUCGAAUCGGGUUGGGUCUCUGUUCCGUUCCGGCAUCCUUCCACGUUUGACACACUGGCACUGGAUCCUGAGUUGAAAAAACAGAUAAAAAACGACCUCACUGCAUUUGCUGAAGGCAGAGAGUUCUAUCAUAGAGUGGGUCGGGCAUGGAAGCGUGGGUACCUACUAUACGGUCCACCCGGGUCUGGAAAAUCGAGUUUGAUCGCAGCUAUGGCGAACUUCCUCUGCUACGACGUCUACGAUCUUGAGCUCACCAAGGUGUCUGAUAAUUCCGAGCUGAGGUCAUUACUGAUACAAACGACGAACCGCUCCAUCAUCGUGAUCGAAGACAUUGAUUGCUCGGUGGACUUGACGGCGGACAGGAAGACGAAGAAGACGACAAUGACGAAGUCGAAAACAAUGAGAGCAAAAACGGCGUCGUCGUCGGACUGCUCGAAGGAUGAAAGCGGACGGGUUACUCUAUCGGGGCUCCUGAAUUUCACGGAUGGGCUGUGGUCGUGUUGCGGAGAAGAGAGGAUCAUCGUCUUCACCACGAACCACAGAGACAAUGUGGACCCUGCUCUGGUACGUUGCGGGAGAAUGGACGUGCAUGUCAAUCUCGGCGCGUGCGGGAUGCAUGCGUUCAGGGACCUGGUCAGGAACUACCUGGGGUUGGAAUCGCACGCUCUGUUCGACGCGGUGGACAGCUGCAUAAGGUCCGGUGGGUCUCUUACGCCUGCUCAGAUCGGCGAAAUGCUGUUGAGGAACAGAGGAGAUGCUGAUGUGGCCAUGAGGGAGGUGGUGUCGGCAAUGCAGACGAGGAUGCUCACGGUGGCCGCCGCUGGUGGUGGGGGAGGUGGACAAUGGGAGCAGACGGAUAAUGAAGAGACAGUGGGAGGAAGGUCGCCGGAAAGCGUGCUGAUGAUGGGGUCGCCUGAGAAUUGGGACUCGUUGAGCUGGAAGAAGAGGAAGGAGAGUGGGUCCAAUUGCGAUAAAAAACCGAAGUUUUUGGUGAGGUUGAAGUCGUUGACCAAGUCAGAGUCAGGAAGAAGAGUUUUGACCCCAGAAAAAUCUAAAAGUUGUAAUUUUCCUUUAUUUUAGUGAUUCACAAAUUUUAUUGUGUUAUUAUUAUUAUUUUUGUUAACUUCUUCUCAAUCCAUGAUUGGGCUAAUUUAGGGUGUUUUGGUCGGCAAAAACAAAGUUUUAGGGUGGUUUGAUUUGCUCACUUCAAUAAUCUACGGUGUCAGGUGUAUUUUUUG